Messenger RNA from Aspergillus calidoustus, 1503 nucleotides. NCBI's taxonomy places the organism in Eukaryota, Fungi, Ascomycota, Eurotiomycetes, Eurotiales, Aspergillaceae. The record is from the annotation of a GenBank genome assembly.
AUGAUGGACCCGUCAAAACUGGAGCGAGACCAGGGGAGCCCCGAGAAAUCCCACCAAAAACCAUCAAUGGGAGCAGGAAAGACCAUUCCACCCUCGUUACCGAAUUCAAACCAGUAUGUCGUUGAUUUCGACGGUCCUGACGAUCCGAUCCAUCCUCUCAACUGGGCAUUGGGCAUCAAACUCUACAACUCAACAAUCGCCUGUCUCGGCACCCUUGUCGUCUCGUUCACCAGUGCAGUAUUUGCCCCCGGCACCACCGGCGCAAGCAAAGCCUUCGACGUCGGCCGCGAAGUCGGCACCCUUGGUACAGCCCUAUACGUUCUCGGAUUCGCCUUUGGCCCCUUGAUAUGGGCGCCAGCUUCCGAGUUGAUAGGACGGCGUUGGCCGCUCACGAUAGGCAUACUUGGAGACGCCAUUUUUACCAUCGCCUCGGCUGCUAGCAAGGAUAUUCAGACACUGAUCAUCUGUCGGUUUUUUGCGGGAGUCUUCGGCGCAAGCCAGCUCUCCGUUGUACCCGGCGUUCUGGCAGAUCUCUAUGACGAUACACGUCGCGGCAUUGCCAUCUCGCUGUACGCACUGACAGUGUUUGUCGGUCCGUUCAGUGCACCCUUCAUCGGCGGAUUCAUCGCAAGCAGCUCGCUCGGGUGGAGAUGGACGCUAUACAUCCCAGCAAUUAUGGGUUUCGCAAGCGGGAUAUCUCUCCUCUUCACUCUGAAAGAAACAUACGCGCCGGUGCUACUGGUCUCAAAGGCUGCGAGGAUCCGCCGUGAGACCGGAAACUGGGCAAUUCACGCGCAGCACGAGGAGAUAGAAGUGGACUUUGGCGAGAUAGUGAUGAAAUACUUUACGCGCCCGCUGCGUAUGCUCGUCACGGAGCCAAUCCUUUUGCUCAUCACGAUGUAUAUGUCGUUCAUCUAUGGCAUCGUCUACGGCUUGCUCGGGGCGUACCCCUUCGUCUUCGAAACGAUUUACGGGAUGACUCCCGGGGUAGCUGGCCUUGCCUUUAUAGGACUCAUUCUGGGUCAACUACUGGCCUGCGGAUUCAUUGUGGCCCAUGCGAUACAUGUGAGGAGAUCGGCGGCGGAUGGAAAGGGCCCUGCUCCGGAAUGGCGCCUGUUUCCCCCAACUAUCGGUGCACCAACCUUCACCAUCGGAAUCUUCUGGUUCGGCUGGACCGGCUUCACAUCCUCAAUCCACUGGAUGUCUCCCAUAGCCGCAAGCGUCUUAAUCGGCUUCGGAAUCCUAUGCAUCUUCCUCCCAUGCUUCAACUACCUUAUUGACGCCUACCUCCCUCUAGCAGCAUCCGCCGUCGCAGCAAACAUCAUCCUCCGCUCCGCAGUAGCAGCCGCAUUCCCGCUCUUCUCCAAACAAAUGUUUGCGAAUCUCGGUGUUCAAUGGGCGGCUACGUUGCUGGGGUGUUUGGCUGCGGUUAUGAUUCCGAUUCCCUUUGCGUUUCGGAGGUUUGGAGGGCGGUUGAGAGGGAGGAGUCGGUUGGCAACGUGA